Cladophialophora immunda is the source of this 2231-nucleotide messenger RNA. RefSeq lists its product as uncharacterized. Lineage: Eukaryota; Fungi; Ascomycota; Eurotiomycetes; Chaetothyriales; Herpotrichiellaceae. The record is from RefSeq and is a predicted model, not a curated record. The transcript has a single exon. Bases 202 to 1824 code for a protein of 540 amino acids.
GUCUGAUUGUACCACGACAUCUCGCUGCCAGCUCAUCCCGCGCGCAGCCUGAAUCUCUCGUCACCUGCUCUGUUCUCGCGCUUUGGAUCUGAAUCAUCGUCUUCACGCCGACAAUGUCAUCCCCAAGUCUCGAGUGACCAUAGUCAGUCCUUCGCACACCAUCACACCGACUGCACCGCCUGAUCAGCUUGUUGCACGAAAAUGGCUGCGAUGAUGGAACAUUCAGGCGGGUUUCCAGGCUCCUAUCUGCCCGAGAACAAGAUUUCACUCCACUGUGCGCGAUUCAAAGCCUCUCCGUUUCUGCCACCCUCCGAAAGCAAUCCUACUCCCGACUCUUCGUCUGCCUGGUCGCAACCACGGGCCUUGAGACCACUAGCGACGGGAAACGGCCUUCACACACCAGACGACGAUCAACUACACAGCCGCAAGCGACCGCGGCUAGACACAAAAUCCGUCUGCGAUGACUCCUACACCACAUCAGAGACCGCCUUCUGGCGAGAAGCCCUCAGCCCUCCACCACUCGUCAACACCAACUACCGUAUCGCAGGUGGCUUGGAUACGCCUACCGCCCUAGACAUCCAGAAAGAAGAGGACGCCCACGAGUUCGACUAUGAGAUCGACUGCAGACCGAACAGGUACAACAGCCAAAAUCCAUUCCCGCCUUCCACGUCAUACUGUCCGCAGACACCAGCCCCAGAUCGGUCCCGAAGAAAUAAACGGAGGUUGUCGCCUCCGGCGCCACCGAUGAAGAGCUGGGGAAAGACAGUAUGGGCUUUGACCGGUGGGUUGGCAGGUAAAGUCUUCAAUUUCUGUUGGAACACUACCUUCAAGGGCUUUUACGCCGGCGGGGGCAACGGUUACCAGUUCGACAUUGGACCCGCGGACGUGGGAUCGUCUAGCAUUUGGACGGAAGUCGAUUCCAAAAGUGAUUUGUUCCGUAAUAAUGACACUGUUGGCGACUCGAGACGAUUUGACCGAGAGCGGACCCCGGUUCCAGGUGGAUUCCCUGGAGACACUCCCGAAUUCAUCGAGGACUACAUGUCUAGACUGUCUGUUCAACCCAGGCAGGAGAACAAUGUAACCCCGACCAUCAUACCAGAUCAAGAUUCUCCAUCAAUCUCCCGCUACAACAGCUGGGUAGUCGUUGAUGAUGCCAACCCCCUGUCGCCCUCAACGGAAUCUAGUCCUGUCCGCAAGAAAUCGCGAGCAAGCACGGCAAAUCUUCAUGCAUCCCGCCCGUCGUCGGCUCCCCGACACUCAAGUCACCCUGUAUCUCGUCCUCGCUUAACACCUCGAUCAUCGACGACAAGGUCGUCAGCUUCAUAUGCGUCGCCGCGGGUAUCAAUGUGCGCCAGCACCAGCACCAUCGGCUCAGCACAGCAGCAAUCGUGGAUCUCUAUUCCCGCACCUUCCACCAUCGACCAGCACCACAAUUCAGACAAACCUUCAAAGCGCCCAAGUGGUAUUUCCAGCGUCCACAGAGCCUCGCUCUCCACCUCUCGGCGGCUGUCAUCUGCUUCAGUCACCACAUCACCGAAGCAGUCUCCCGAGAUCCGCAAAUUCGAACAGAAACUUCGUCGGAAAGAAGCCAAGCAAGAUGCCACGAUGAAUCGUUUUAACAUGCAAUUGCAAGCGAUGAUAAAGGAAGGGCAGGCAGCUUUGGGGAGUCGGAUUGAGGUUGAAGUUGAAGAUUACCAGAAUAACGGGGAUGUGGAUGAGGGAUACUUCGACGACGGGCUGCUCGAUAGAGAUGCGUUGAAGGAGUCGAGGGACUGGGACAGAGGCGAUGGAAGGACAACCUCUGGUCUAGGAGCUUGGUCGUAGUGCGAUUCGCUUCUGGAAGCCAAGUGGGAGGUCGAGAUCCAAGAUGGCUACGAGACAGAGUGCGAGGACUGGUGCGAGAUCUCGGCUGCUGGAUCGGUCUAGAUUCAUUGGAGAGUCGGAACGUUGUGCGACUGCAACGCCAAGGUCGAGAGAUGUUGUGAGCAAGAGUCUUGCCCGACGAGAACCCUCGAAACCAGCCAGACGGAGAACUGACAGGUGCACGGGCAGCUCACAACAUUCCGGGGUGUUUGCGGAGCGAAGGGAGGCAGAGAGGUCAGUCCCUGCCCCUUUCGCUUUUCUUGUUCAUAUUGCCUUCAGUGCCAUCUCUUUUCCUUUCUUGAGACGUGUCAGACAUGAUACCCCCAACGAUAAAUCCCCAAUUGAACGAUUUCCACAUUUUGUGUGCA